AUGCGUGCUUCGCGAGUCUCAGGAGGAGCCGGCAUUCCGGAGCAGGACAGUGUUGGUUCCGAGAAAGAAAACAGCCUUUUCAAGCUUUUCCACCCUGCAAGCGAGGGGGCCGAGUCAGGGGGCCUGCUGGUCCCGUUACUCGCCCCUCCCCCCGUCAAUGUGCCACUUGGGCAUGGAGGCAGCCUGGCCUGGCAGGGGCUCUGGAGCCACAGGCUUCUCAGCCUCCGCUGCCUCUCCGAUGGCCCUGUGGGUCCUGCUGCCUGGGCCCCAGCGCCCGUCCUUGGCCUUUCAGCCGAGGGCCCACAGGAGCCCGUGCCCACCCUGUGGAACGAGCCCGCUGAGCUGCCGUCCGGAGAAGGUCCCGCGGAGGACACCAGCCCCGGCAGGGAGCCCGCGGCCACCGGUCCCCCCGCCGCCACCAGCGCGCAGAGCCCCGAGGACAGCACCGCGCAGGAGCGUCUGGACCAGGGCGGCGGCUCGCUGGGGCCCGGGGCCAUCGCGGCCAUCGUCAUCGCCGCCCUGCUGGCCACCUGUGUGGUGCUGGCGCUCGUGGUCGUUGCGCUGAGGAAGUUUUCCGCCUCCUGAAGAGAAUAAAGGGGCCGCGCCCCCACCGCGGCGCGACCCGGCUGCACCCGCGGUGUGCGCCCCGUGUGUCCGCGCGUGAGUGUGUAGGGGCGCCGGGGCCGCCGCUCGGUGGGGGGCGGAAGACCGGGCCGGGCUGGACCUCAGAGCCGCGUCCCGGCCUCCGCCCCGCGGCCCUGGUCCCCGAACUGUCCGGGGCCCGUCCCCUUCCCACCCGUCCGCCCAGGCCAGAGGGCUACUAGCUGCCGACUAGCGGGGGCCGCAGGAGCAGGAGGGGCAGAUCGAGCCUGACCGGCCCGCCGCCCUACUUCUUGCUUCGCGACUGGGAGACGGCAGGGGCGGGGGUCGCAGGGAGGCGGCCGUCGGGCGUCCUACGAGGGACUGGGUUAUUGCUGGUGGCGAGUCUUCUCACUUGGGCAUCGGGGGCCCCACUUGUGGGAUCGGAACCCCAGGCCGCACCCCAGGGCCCCUGGGCCCCCUCUUCCCCAGGAAGCCACAGCAGCGGGCGGAGCCGAGGGGUGAAGCCUGGGUGCUGUUGGCCAUGCCCCCGCACCCCAAACCCGCACGCCCAGGUGGCCUGUUGAGCUGCAAGUAAUGCGUGCUUCGCGAGUCUCAGGAGGAGCCGGCAUUCCGGAGCAGGACAGUGUUGGUUCCGAGAAAGAAAACAGCCUUUUCAAGCUUUUCCACCCUGCAAGCGAGGGGGCCGAGUCAGGGGUGAGGGACCACCCAGCUCGCCCCCUCCUUGCCCUCGCUGGCCCAGGCACACCGUCAUUGGUCCUGCCUUAUGUCUUUCACAUUUCCCAGGAAAACUAGCUUUUAUAAUUCAGAGAUUUGAAACAGUGGCUUCUAACCUGAGCACAGCAGGUUAGAAGCCAGAACUGCAUCUGGCCCCACCCCCAAGGGCCCUCUGGAGGGGAGACCAGCGGCCCGGGGGAGGGGCUGUCUGCACACCUUGAGCCAAUGGGAGAGCCCUGAGUGGGUGCUAGCGAAAGGGGAGCCCUUCCCCCACCUUCCACUCUUUCCAGCAAGUGUCUGUGCUUCCUUGGUUUCCCUGGGCUGCUUACUAUUCUUAUUCCAGCUAAAACUUAAUCUUAUACUACACGGAUUUACCCUCCUGGAUACUGCAGAUGAGCACACGUGGUAUUCACACACCUUCCCCCCAACACAUGAAGGAUUUAGUUUCUGCUUAUAAAGGACUGUUAUGAAACUAACCAGUUUUCAUCAAAACGCUUACAUUAUUUCAUUUCACACAACCUCCCAUAACUAUAGCCCUGGUUAAAGCAGAUGGUCCCAGUCAGCAUGCUGCGCCCAGCUUCAAAAAGAAAAGCCAGACAAGGACCAGGGCCCAUGGCCACCCACCUACUUUGCCCCAGCAGCAUGGGGGCUCAGGAUUGGCCCCUCUCCCCCUUUCCGCAUCCCUGGGAGACUCAGGUGCAGCUACUCCCCUUGGGGUAGCAGAGGCCCCGAGAACCUCAGCUGCUCCCUGUUGCACCAGUGUUGCACAUAUAUGCAUCUUCCAGGGAUUCAUGCAAUUCUCAAAGUGUCUGAGGUCUCAGGAAUGCUGAGCACCAUGCUUUGGUCCAUGGGAAGAUGCUGCAAAGUCCGAUGUGACUUAAAUCCUGGGCUUCUAAGGCCUGUUCUGGUAUGGAGGAAGGUGUGUCCUGGCGGGAAGGUGUGGUCCCAGGCCAGCAGGGCUGAGCAGGGUCAGAUUAAGGCCCCUUCACACUCCAGGACAGAACCAGGGUGCGAUGGGGUGAUUUCUGGGGCUAGUUGGGCUGAGGAGCAGCAACCUCCAGGUAACUGGCUACCAGCAAAGGAGGGAAAAAGUGCUUGAGGCCAGUGACUGAACCUGUAGGAAGCCCUAGCCCCAUGCCUGAUGUCAGAUCCCCUGUAGGACUAACACCCAUUGACACCCCACUCCCACUGUGGUCUUCCAUACCUGCAUUCUCACUUCCACUGCAACAGAAGGGCAUUCUCAACUCCCUCAAACAGCCUCAUGUGUUUCUGGAGUCUUUCCACAGUCGAGCCCAAAUCCACCUCCCUCCUGGGGCCCCAAUGCCAGCCAGCUGCUUCCUUCACCCCUAGAGGCCUCCUCAACCUCUUUAGGACAUGCCUCCU
This is a messenger RNA of Manis javanica (Malayan pangolin), 2700 nucleotides long. The record is from RefSeq and is a predicted model, not a curated record. NCBI's taxonomy places the organism in Eukaryota, Metazoa, Chordata, Mammalia, Pholidota, Manidae.